CGUAACGUUGCGACGCGGAAAUCUUUCGCCCCUGGCCUCACUCCGCGUUUAUCCAUUAAGGUACUUUAGACAUCGCAGUACUCAAGUGAUCCACCUACAACAACCGAUCACUCUACGACAUUGAUUAUGCACUCAAUGCGUCCAGUAGCCGCACGAGGGCUUCACUCUGCUUUGCACGUUGUAGCCUCCAGGACCGCAAGAUCAACUACAACACCAUGCCUAUUCUGCGCGCACCGCGCAUCACCGCAGAAAUCAUCGCGCCGUUACCAGUCAACGUCAACUGCUCGCGAAGAGCCGUUCAAAGCUCCGUCAGCAUCACAGUCAUCGCAAACGCAUUACUCGUUCUUUCCUAAGUCUCUGUUAGCUGGAGCACCGCCGGAGGGACCAUUCAGCAUCGACCUAAACGCUUUGAAGCGAGAAUUCCUGCAGCUCCAGGCAAAGGCGCAUCCUGAUAUGCAUCCGCAAGAAGACAAGAAGCGAGCCGAGGCCACCUCUGCACGAAUCAAUGAAGCCUAUAAGACGUUGCAGUCCCCAUUACACCGCGCACAAUACCUUCUUUCGCAGCGCGGUAUCGAGACCGCUGAAGACGAGACAGCGAAGGUAGACGACCCAGAGUUGCUCAUGGAGGUAUUGGAAGCAAGAGAACAGAUAGAGGAGGCAGAGUCAGAGGAGGACCUUGUUGAGAUGAAAGAUGAGAACGAGGUCAGGAUACAAGAAAGCAUCAAGACGCUCGAGCAAGCUUUUGCUGAAGACGACAUGGAAUCGGCGAAGAGCGAGACAGUCAAGUUGCGGUAUUGGAUGAAUAUCAGUGAGAGCAUUGCGAACUGGGAGAAGGGCAAGCCGGUUGUGCUCGAGCAUUAAGCGCCACGGUCCACCACCAAUUUUGAAUAUACCCUACAUCACCUGAGACAUCUGACCACAACGCCGAAACCUCCUCGAAAACCGUGAUGCUUUCAGCAUUUAUUCGAUAGUGGUUCGGCGUUCU
This is a messenger RNA of Macroventuria anomochaeta, 985 nucleotides long. Its product is annotated as co-chaperone protein HscB, mitochondrial precursor. Bases 127 to 861 code for a protein of 244 amino acids. Gene Ontology annotation, cellular component: mitochondrion. The record is from RefSeq and is a predicted model, not a curated record. The transcript has a single exon. Lineage: Eukaryota; Fungi; Ascomycota; Dothideomycetes; Pleosporales; Didymellaceae. Gene Ontology annotation, molecular function: ATPase activator activity; protein-folding chaperone binding. Gene Ontology annotation, biological process: protein complex oligomerization; [2Fe-2S] cluster assembly.